Messenger RNA from Acanthoscelides obtectus, 1300 nucleotides. The record is from the annotation of a GenBank genome assembly. NCBI's taxonomy places the organism in Eukaryota, Metazoa, Arthropoda, Insecta, Coleoptera, Chrysomelidae.
UUGUGUCGAAAUAUUUAAAUAUUUUAACUUUUCCAAUAUGGCUGGUAAUGAGGCUGGACAUGGUGCUAUUGUCAGAAAUAGAGAUUUGAUUGAUGUGUGGAUAGAAGCACCGAGAGGAAAUAGAAAACAGAUGGUUUAUGAAAAGAUAUUAUCUCUUAUUGAUAUAACAGAUGAACCUUCCAAACAUCUUAAAAGUAAUAUUAUGAAAUGCAGCCAGUUGUUUGGGUUGAAAAUGGCAAAUAAAUGGCAGAAAGUAGGACAAUCUCGGAAUCGACUUUUACAAAAUCAGGUAUAUUGGUUAGACAAGAUUAUAUAUAGAAUAAAUAAUGAUUCUGAAGAAAACACAUCUUCGGAUGAGGAACAAGAACCUCCUUGUCGCUCAGUUGGACGGCCACGGGUGCCAUUUGAAGAGGCAUCGAAGAAAACAAAACGAAGACGUGUAGCCGAACUAACCACAGACAGAUCUGCAAAUGAACUUCAAUUUGUUGUAAAUGUCGUUUCUGGAAGCAAUCACAGUGAGGUCUCGCCACAAAUUUUUAGUUUUAGUACAGCUGAAGCUUUAGCCCUUAUGGUAGAUUUGGAUAUAUCCGUAAGAAAGUAUUUGCUACUUAGGUCUGUUAUUAAUGCAAUGACGCCACUCAGAUUGAUUGAUAUGGAAACGAAUAAGGUAUUGUGGAAAACUGAGAGCCCUUCAUCUACUUUAUAUUGUAGGCCGUUCAAGUUUUUAUUUAAAAAGGAAAAUGCUGAUUUAGUGCGGAAUACGGAAAAGGAAAUAAUAACAAAAAUUGAAAAUUUGAUUCCCAUUGAGAUUAAAACAAAAGAAGGGCACUCUUAUAUAAUUGACGUUGAUAUGAUGUUAACAAUGUUGGACGGCAGUGUUGGAAACGUUCUAUCAGAGACAAAUUCAACUAUGAAGUGCAUCAUUUGCGGAGCCACACCCAAGGACAUGAACACGUUAGCAGGGAUUAAUCGUCCUCCUAACGUAGACAAUUACCGGUUUGGUUUGUCAACUUUACACUGCUGGAUUCGUUUUUUUGAAUGCUUACUCCAUAUUGGAUACCGCCUGCCAAUUACAUCUUGGCAGGUUCGUGGGCCUGAAAACAAAGCUAUAGUCGAAGCAAACAAAAAACGAAUCCAAGCAGAGUUCAGAGCCAAGCUGUCUCUAGUAGUUGACAAACCAAAACCCGGGUAUGGCUCCUCAAAUGAUGGCAAUACGGCCAGAAUUUUUUUCCACAAUCCACAAACAAGUUCAGAUAUCACAGGGGUUGACAGGGAAUCGAGAAAUUUGCGAUCAUCUUAG